UCCGUUUUCUCCCGCUGACGUGACGGGCCAUAGGCGAUUUACCCCGAGAAAGAGAAAUAGAAUUGCCUCAGUGAUGAUACGGGCGAGUGGAUGGAUAUGCCUAUAUCUCCAAACUUCUCCAUAUAUUAAGUAUAACCCGGACUGGUGACCAUAAGGUCACGUAAUCGAUAAUACUAAGCUUAUAUAAUGCAUUAAUGCCAGUAGCUGCAUGUGGAAACUCAAGCGAACUAAGCAAGAAUGAACAGCUUGCUAACAUCAACUGUUAGCCUCCUGAAGUUCUUCUAAGAAAGUAAAGUUAGAAGGUAUUCGCUACCUGUGCCGGAGACAUUAUUUGCAAGUUUGCUGACUGUCUGACUUUAAUGUGUCAGCUAGAAAAAAUAUCUGUCAAUUUGAGGUGGAAUAAAUAUUUGUUGUUAUUGCCGAGUGCCGAUGGAGGUCUACUGGCAAAAUUAUAUUGAUUAGCGAAUGGCUGGGUGCUAGCUAAGUUAGCACAUCAGUAUUAUAUAACGGUAGCUAGCCAGACAGGGACGAGAAACGAGAACAUUAGUUCUGUCGGUUGCUAUGGAAGAGAUGGCCCUUGAAUCAUUGUCAGGCGUGCUCGACGAAUGCCCUGGAGGAAGAUCUAACUCUGAUGUCCCCAAAGCUUCACGUCCACAUCAUAAUCCACAGUUUGUUGAGUCAGAACCUGAAGUGGGGGGUCCGAACCCGAAGAGUUUUUCCCGGCUCUGCAGCAGGGACGAGGCGGAGAGGGCAGAGGCGCUGGAAGAACUGACCCAGGGCGUAAUGGCCCGAUUAGGUCUGGACCGACCCGGUUCGGCUAAUCUGGAUAAGCACACUCUCCUCCAGCUGCUGCGAGUGUCCCAGUCGUGCCCGAUACCGGAGGUUUGCGAGAGGGCUGCUGAACUGCUUCGGAGGGCACAGGAGCGAGGUGUUGCGAUUCCUCAGGCAUUGACUACAGGUCCUAGUGCCUUUAUUCCUGAUCAAGAGAUUUUGGAGGAGGGGCCAGAUCAGGAAGUUUUGAUGGAAGCCUUCCUCUCAUUGGGCCGUUUGGACCAUGUCACCAUGGUGAUGGCCCUUCACCCUGACUACCUCAACUGCUUUCUGAGUACUCAGGAUGCUUUGCUGGAGCUGGACGGCCCACUGCCCCGGCCCUGGAGAUACUACAUCGUUAUUAUGGCUGUGGCACGUCACCAGUGUUUCUACUUGGUCCAGCAGUACAGUGCAGGGUUCCUGGAGGCGGGGGGAGAGGAGAACUGGCUGAGGGGGCUUCAACACACACACCCUAAAAUACGUUGUCUACAAACCCUCAACAAGCUGCUGGCACACAGACCCUGGCUGAUCACACAGCAGCAUAUACAGUCCUCUCUUCUGCAGGAGUUGGUUUGUCCCGGGGCAGACGCUCGUUGGUCAUUGGCUGAGCUAAUCCACGCGGUUGUUCUGAUGGCUCAUUCUCAUUCGCUGGCCUCCUUUGUCUGGGGAUGUGGCCUACAACCUGAGCCCGACCACCUGGGAGGCCACACCUUCCACCCUCCUUCACCAUCCAAUCAAGAGCUAGGGAAUGCCUGUCGUCCCCACUCUCCUACCAAUAACAAGCCCCAAAGCCUGCACAGUCCCGCCUCUGAAGAUGGCAAGCCGGAGGUUGGAGUGAUGGAGGUGGAGGUACUGAUGAAGAGGAUGGUGGAGUUACAGAGGCAGGAGUGGAGUCAGGAGGAGAUGAUCACUCGCUUUGAGAGGGAGAGGAGAGAAGUCAUACCCACUGCGGUGGUGAGGGGAACACCCCCUGACUUGUUGUUGAGGUUGGUUCAGGACCCGGAUUUCAGCUAUGAAGACUUCUCUGUCCGAGGAGAACAGUCACCACCUACCAUGAGAGCACAGGACUACUCAUGGGAGGAUCAUGGCUUCUCCCUCAUGAACAGACUGCUACCAGACAUGAGUCAACUACUGGAGGAGAAGUUCCAGGUGGUGUGCGGCCUGACCUACAACAGGAUGGCCAUGCAUGAGGACGUGGACACGCGCUCACUCCGCAAGGCUCUCUGGAACUACAUACACUGCCUCUAUGGAAUACGGUAUGAUGACUACGACUACGGAGAGGUGAAUGUGUUGUUGGAGCGAGGCCUCAAGGUUUAUGUGAAGACUGUGGCAUGUCACCCUGAGCAGACCACAGCCAGCCUCUACUCUGCCUUCUGGAGACACUUUAGACACUCUGAAAAGGUCCAUGUCAACUUGCUGUUGAUGGAGGCUCGACUGCAAGCUGCUCUUCUCUACGCUCUCCGGGCUAUCACAAACUACAUGACAUGACCACAUGCCUAAUAUAUGGUGCACAUACUGCUGUCUGCCUGCCCUGAACGAGCUACAUGCAUGCACAAACACACUACACUGAAUGUCUCUGUUUAGAUUUAUCAUAAGCCAAUACUGUGUUUAACACCGGAUGCAAUUUUAUGCCGGUCCAGUUCAUAAAAGCUGCCCCCUCGGUCCUUGAUUGCUUGCAGGUUCCGGGGAAAGACAUCACCCAUAAUUGCAAACUUUAGUCACAUAUCUAAGGCCAGUGUUUGGAAGUGACACAUUUAAACAACUUGACUCGAUUUCUGUGUGAGGCUCCUUGUGUGACACGUAGCUAGUCAGUAAACUCUGUAGCGAGUUAGCUCUGACCUCCAAUAAUCCCUCUGCCUUGUUUGGGCACACUCUGAUGUGACAAUGUUAAAAAGUCAUAUUAGGGCUGAGGGGCUGUUCAUGUUUUGAGUGCAGUAAGUCACUGAGUGAGUGUUUAUAGGAUAAUAACAUUUCUGUUUCUUAUGACUGCGACAACCACGACUAGGUUGAUCAAUUCAACCUAUUACAAGCAUGUCCGGACUGGCCCGUAGAGGCGAUUCCAGACCGGCCUAGUAAAGCCCUCUUCUGCUGCACUUUUAAUUUUUUUUUGUAUCUUAUUUUCAUCUCUUUAAUAUAGUAUUCUUUAUUUUUUUUUGGGGGGGGGGGGGGGUGUACCAGGUUAAUUGAAAAACCUCUGUUCAGUCAAUCAUCUCACUGUUAACUGUUACAGGAGAAGCUACAUUUUUCAGUGUUGGUUAUAGUUAUGGAUCUGAUCUGACAUCAGGUAAUUUAAUGAAUGUAUUUUUCUGUACAAUAAAAUAAGUUUUGUUAUC
This is a messenger RNA of Esox lucius (northern pike), 3143 nucleotides long. RefSeq names its product sestrin 2 (gene sesn2). The transcript has 11 exons. The coding region runs from base 562 to 2298 and encodes 578 amino acids. Gene Ontology annotation, cellular component: nucleus. NCBI's taxonomy places the organism in Eukaryota, Metazoa, Chordata, Actinopteri, Esociformes, Esocidae. The record is from RefSeq and is a predicted model, not a curated record. Gene Ontology annotation, biological process: cellular response to L-leucine; positive regulation of macroautophagy; negative regulation of TORC1 signaling. Gene Ontology annotation, molecular function: oxidoreductase activity, acting on peroxide as acceptor; L-leucine binding.